AUGACAAAAGAUAACCAGACAACACCGGUUUCAUUGAGCAACAAUAGUAUUAAAAAUUGGCAUAUCCCUGACAUCGAAGUCCCUAACUACUCAAGACAGGGAGUUAAACAAGGGAUUGUCCAUUUAGGUGUGGGUGGUUUUCACCGCUCUCAUUUGGCACUGUAUAUGCACCGAUUAAUGCAGCAGCAUAACACCAAAGAUUGGUCAAUCUGUGGGGUGGGCUUGAUAAAACCUGAUGCAAUCAUGCGUGACGACCUAAACAGUCAGGAUUGCUUAUACACCUUGUUGGAACGUGGGAUAGACAAAAGUACAACGCGUGUGAUAGGAUCAAUUACCUCUUACAUGUAUGCACCUGAAAAUCCAAGAGCUGUUAUUGAGAAAAUGGCUAAUCCCGAUACACGCAUCGUGUCUUUGACAGUUACGGAAAGUGGCUACUAUCAUAGUGAAGCAACGGCUUCUUUGCAAACAGAAGACCCUGCAAUUGCCAACGAUUUAAAGAAUCCCGACACUCCUUGUACCAUAUAUGGCUAUUUGUACGAAGCUUUGUUAAUCCGCUACAAUAAAGGGCUUGCUCCAUUCACUGUAAUGUCCUGUGACAAUAUGCCGGAAAAUGGUAAAACGUUGAAAUCCAUGUUGAUCGCUUUUGCAAAACUCAAGAAUUCAAAAGUAGCAAGUUGGAUUUCCAGUGAAGUGGCAUCACCUAACGCUAUGGUAGAUCGUGUCACUCCUAAGACGACUGAUGAUGAUCGGGAAUACUUGGCAAAAAUCUUGGGGAUAAAGGACAAAUGUCCUGUCGUUUGUGAACCAUUUAUCCAAUGGGUUCUUGAGGAUCAUUUUCCACAGGGCCGUCCCGACUGGGAGAAAGUUGGCGUUCAAGUUGUUUCGAAUGUUGAGCCUUAUGAAUUGAUGAAAUUGCGCUUGUUAAAUGGGGCCCAUUCUGAAAUGGGGUAUCUAGGCUAUUUAGCAGGCUACCAGUAUAUCCAUGAGGUUGUGACUGAUCCUUUAAUCAACAGAUACAUUCGUAUUAUGAACCGCGAAGAAGUCAUUCCUUUGCUUCCAAAAAUUGAGGGUGUUGAUUUUGGUGAAUAUUCUCUAUCGGUUCUAGAAAGAUUCUCCAAUCCAGCAAUCAAAGAUCAAGUUUCUCGUAUAUGUUUAAUGGGUUCUGGUAAAAUGCCAAAAUACGUCUUGCCUUCAAUUUCUGAACAGCUUGCUAAGCCUGAUGGUAAGUUCGAUCUCUUAACUUUAGGGGUUGCUGGAUGGUUCCGUUAUCUCAGAGGUGUCGACAUGGUCGGAAAAGAGUUUGAAAUUGAGGAUGUGAUGGCAUCAACCUUGAAAGAAGCAGCUAAUAAAGGUUGUGACGAUCCCGCAUCUUUGUUAGGAAUUGAAACACUGUUUGGAGAUGAUUUGAGAAACAAUAAGGCAUUUGUAGACCAGCUAACAAAUGAUAUGAAGCUAAUUUCAAAUAAAGGACCUUUGGAAGCUGUUAGAGCACGCUUGCUUGCAUACAAGGACUGA
Messenger RNA from Zygotorulaspora mrakii, 1515 nucleotides. Its product is annotated as mannitol dehydrogenase family protein. Bases 1 to 1515 code for a protein of 504 amino acids. The record is from RefSeq and is a predicted model, not a curated record. Lineage: Eukaryota; Fungi; Ascomycota; Saccharomycetes; Saccharomycetales; Saccharomycetaceae. Gene Ontology annotation, biological process: mannitol metabolic process. The transcript has a single exon. Gene Ontology annotation, molecular function: mannitol dehydrogenase activity.